GCGAUGCUGCUUGCUGUACAGUUGCUGUACAGCUCGCUGUUGCGAAGAGGAACGCGUUGCUUCCGUAACAACGCUGUAGGACAGGUGGUCUAAAGAAAGGCUGUUUGAGGAGAGCAAACAUGAGUAUCCUCCCCAGGUCAGCUUCCCAGUCCCUCCUCCUCUGCUGGAAACAUGUUCAGCCAGCAGCCUCCCUCCCUUCCUGCUCUCUGGGACGCAGGCGGCAGAGAUGGGAGACAGGAACUGAACUUCUCGGUUUCACAUGUGGCACAUUGCGGCCCAGUACAGGCUUCCGUAGCCAAAGUUGGCAACGGCGGCUGGUUGGACUGCGUUCAGGACCCGGUGGGAGAAGAUUAAGCUUCUCAGCAACAGCGAUUGUAAACUCUGCCCCUUCAGCAGUUCAGCCCUACCUCAGACUCAUGAGGCUGGAUAAACCCAUUGGCACAUGGCUGCUCUAUUUGCCGUGCACAUGGAGCAUCGGACUGGCUGCAGAACCUGGAUGCCUCCCAGACCUGGCCAUGCUCACGCUCUUCGGUACAGGAGCCGUGCUCAUGAGAGGGGCCGGCUGCACCAUUAAUGACAUGUGGGAUAAAGACUUUGAUAAAAAGGUGUCCAGAACAGUCAGCCGCCCGAUUGCCGCUGGACAAGUCUCCCAGUUUCAUGCUCUUGUCUUCCUGGGAGGUCAACUGACUGCAGCACUCGGAGUUUUGCUCUGCUUUAAUAAUUACAGCAUAAUUCUUGGUGCUGCUUCGUUGUCACUGGUUGUCACUUACCCCCUGAUGAAAAGGAUCACAUACUGGCCUCAGCUUGUACUGGGUCUUGCCUUUAACUGGGGAGCCCUGCUGGGAUGGUCUGCAGUCAUGGGUUCCUGUGACUGGUCAGUAUGCCUGCCGCUGUACUUCUCUGGUGUGAUGUGGACGCUGAUCUACGACACCAUCUAUGCCCAUCAGGACAAAGUGGAUGAUAUCCUUGUGGGGGUACGAUCCACAGCGCUGCGCUUUCAGGAGUGGACCAAACCAUGGCUGAGCACCUUCAGUGUGGCGAUGUUAGCAGGGCUGACCCUGACUGGGAUCAAUGCCCAGCAAACCCUACCAUACUACGUGGCUGUGUCUGCUGUGGCCGUACAUCUGGCACAUCAGAUUUACACAGUGAAUAUCAGUAAGCCAGAGGACUGCUGGAAGAAGUUUGCAUCUAAUCGCAGUCUUGGACUCCUCUUAUUCUUAGGAAUAGUUACUGGAAAUUUAUGGAAGAAAAGGAUUGACAACACAUUAGAAAAUGCACAGAGUGAAAAAUAAAUAUAAUUAUUAAAUUCAAA
Molecule: messenger RNA, 1312 nt
Organism: Scleropages formosus (Asian bonytongue)
Lineage: Eukaryota; Metazoa; Chordata; Actinopteri; Osteoglossiformes; Osteoglossidae
Gene: coq2
Product: coenzyme Q2 4-hydroxybenzoate polyprenyltransferase
Exons: 8
Coding region: 120-1292 (390 amino acids)
Biological process (GO): ubiquinone biosynthetic process
Cellular component (GO): mitochondrial inner membrane
Molecular function (GO): 4-hydroxybenzoate polyprenyltransferase activity
Source: RefSeq, a predicted model, not a curated record